This is a messenger RNA of Medioppia subpectinata, 1017 nucleotides long. The record is from the annotation of a GenBank genome assembly. Lineage: Eukaryota; Metazoa; Arthropoda; Arachnida; Sarcoptiformes; Oppiidae.
GCGGUGGCAUUUCUGGAGUACUGGAAACGUAAGAGCGCUUCGUUGGCACACAAUUGGGAUUCAAUUGAUUGCGUGGAAGAAGAGAGACCGCGGCCACAGUUCAGCGCUCGGGCGCCAUAUCUGGAGCGCAAUCCCAUUACCGGUCAUAAGGAGCCGGCGUUUCCACAUAGAGUCCGGUGCCUACGUAUGGCAGCCGGAUAUAUGACCAUCAUUUCAAUGCUGAUGUUGGUAUUCAUAUUCAUGCUGGCGGUCAUCAUAUAUCGCAUAAUAUUAGUAUCGAUGCAAUCGUUUCAAAGCCCAGGCCUGAGACCCAUCGCCUCCCUCAUAGCCACCUCUUCCGGUGCUUUUGUUAAUCUCAUACUCAUUAUGAGUGUCGGCAGAGUCUAUGAGAAACUCGCCUAUAGGCUCACCGAAUGGGAAAUGCACCGGACACAAUCGGAGUUUGACAACCAGUUGGCUUUCAAAGUGUUCCUGUUCCAAUUCUGCAAUUUCUAUUCAUCCAUUUUCUACAUUGCGUUCUUUAAGGGCCGAUUCGUAGGCACUCCUGGAAAUUAUGGCACUUUCCUCGGUCUACGCAAUGAAGAGUGCAGUAACUAUGGUUGUUUAAUGGAACUAACACAACAGCUGGCAAUCAUCAUGAUUGGCAAACAGGUAAUCAACAACGCACGGGAAAUGAUAUGGCCUCGUAUACAAUCGUGGAUGCACCGUAAACGUACCAUGAUCGAUCAUCGCAAUCGCCGGUACACUAGUUGGGAACGGGACUACCGGCUCAUACCCUAUGAGGGCUUAUUUGAGGAGUACCUGGAAAUGAUACUCCAGUUUGGUUUCAUCACGAUCUUUGUGGCUGCGUUCCCAUUGGCCCCGUUGUUCGCAUUGCUUAAUAACUGGUUUGAGAUACGACUGGACGCACAUAAACUCGUUUGUCACACACGGAGACCGGCGCCCGACAGGGCCAACAACAUCGGUGUCUGGUUUCCAAUACUUACAUUUAUAGCACAUAUCGCCGUCAUUAGUAAU